Messenger RNA from Trifolium pratense (red clover), 1555 nucleotides. RefSeq names its product organ-specific protein S2-like. Lineage: Eukaryota; Viridiplantae; Streptophyta; Magnoliopsida; Fabales; Fabaceae. The transcript is spliced from 2 exons. Bases 112 to 1143 code for a protein of 343 amino acids. The record is from RefSeq and is a predicted model, not a curated record.
UAGCCAGCUAUAAAUAGCAGUGAUUAACAAGUUAUAAGAUCAUCAUCCAUCCAUCCAAACAAACAAACAAACAAAUAGUCACAACAACGAGGCUUUAAUCUGAUUCUCAAGAUGAGACCUGCUCUUGCUUUACUACCUCUCUUGCUUUUCUUGUUUGCAGCAACGGUAGAAUCAAGAAAGGAUCUAGGAGAAUACUUGAAACUUGCUGUGAAAGACCAACACACGCCAGAGGAAAUUGACGCGAAGGAAAACAAAGAAGUCAUUCAAGAUUUUGAAUCAAGACCUAAUGGUUUCCUUUAUCAUGGGAUAGAUGCAGAGGAAAAUAAAGGAGCCAUUAAAGAUUUUGAACCAAGACCUAAUGCUUUCUCUUAUAAAGGAGCCAUUCAAGAUUUUGAAUCAAGACCUAAUGGUUUCGUUUAUCAUGGGAUAGAUGCAGAGGAAAAGAAAGGAGUCAUUAAAGAUUUUGAACCAAGACCUAAUGCUUUCUCUUAUAAAGGAGCCAUUAAAGAUUUUGAACCAAGACCUAAUGCUUUCCAUUAUCAUGGGAUAGAUGCAGAGGAAAAGAAAGGAGCCAUUAAAGAUUUUGAACCAAGACCUAAUGCUUUCUCUUAUAAAGGAGCCAUUAAAGAUUUUGAACCAAGACCUAAUGCUUUCUCUUAUAAAGGAGCCAUUCAAGAUUUUGAAUCAAGACCUAAUGGUUUCGUUUAUCAUGGGAUAGAUGCAGAGGAAAAGAAAGGAGUCAUUAAAGAUUUUGAACCAAGACCUAAUGCUUUCACUUAUAAAGGAGCCAUUAAAGAUUUUGAACCAAGACCUAAUGCUUUCUCUUAUAAAGGAGCCAUUCAAGAUUUUGAAUCAAGACCUAAUGGUUUCGUUUAUCAUGGGAUAGAUGCAGAGGAAAAGAAAGGAGUCAUUAAAGAUUUUGAACCAAGACCUAAUGCUUUCACUUAUAAAGGAACCAUUAAAGAUUUUGAACCAAGACCUAAUGCUUUCUCUUAUAAAGGAGCCAUUAAAGAUUUUGAACCAAGACCUAAUCCUUUCCUUUAUCAUGGGAUAGAUGCAGAGGAAAAGAAAGGAGCCAUUAAAGAUUUUGAACUAAAACCCACGGUUUCUAGCAAUGAAGAAAAUUACAUUGAUGUUAAGUAAAAGAAGGAUUUUGAGCCGAAUCCAAGUGUCAUGAAAUAUGUUUCAUAAAUAAGUGUAAUAAUAUGCGCACUGUGUGUUGGUCGUCGUCUGAUUGGUACGUCGUUUUCGGUUUUCUGUCUUGUUGUGGCGUUCAUUUAGUUCAUAUUGAAAGCUCAACUUCAAUCAAUUGCAGAUUCAAUCUAUGAUUUGGAAGUCAACGUUGCAGAUCCAGAAGCAUGGAUAUUUCGGUCACUUUGAUUUUAUCAUAUUAUUUGUAAGCAUUUUACCGUUGUAAUGUUAUUAUUAACUUGGAUAUUGUGAGUUUGUUUGCAGAUUCAUCCUUUUCGUUUUUAGAAAAAUUGAAUUUGUAUUUGCGUCUUAUGUAUUCUAUCAAUUAUUGAAACGAAUGAAUAUCUUAUUUUUAGUAUAAAAA